AAGUAGACGGGGCUUAUUUCUGAUAGUCUGUGACUUUGCAACCCUACCCGCGUUUGUAUCGAUUCAGGCGCUGCGUUGUUUUUCUGCAAAUAUUUUGAAAGAACGCGUUCAAAUGCACCCGAAAAUGGAGAAAACCCUGUGAAAGUCAACUGGAUUGGUGAAAGUGCAACACUACUAUGGAGAUACCUAUUCAGGUGGCCGUGCGCAUCUGUCCUUACACCGAGCCUAGCGAAAACCGCAAGCCUGUCGCGGGGGCAGAGGCUGACGCGUCUGCAUUUGGUAAUGCGGAGGCGAUAGCGGAGUCGUUUUCCGAUUCGGAGGAUAACAAAAAUGACGCCUCCAACAGACAAAGGCCGGAGGAGUCGACAGAUGCCAACGGGAACAGCGAGGGGGGCAGACAGCUGAAGAAGGAGACGCUGCCGACAGACAGCAAUGGCAAUGAGAAUGGAACCAUUGUGCCCUUGGGAUCGGGAUGCUGUGUGCAAGCCAUCCCGAUAUCAGCAUCCGCUCUGGGGCUUCCCAGCGCGCUGCCUGGCGGUAGGGCCCAAGACAGCAUCGCGGCAGGCCUCAUACAAGUGGGCGCACACACAGUGCCCGUCACACACGCUCUGGGCAGCGGUACCACCCAGAGUCAGCUAUACUAUCAGACGGUGUUUCCGCUGAUCAGUCUGUUUCUGGAGGGAUUCGAUGCCUCGGUGGUGACUUACGGACAGCGGGGCCAGGGCAAGACCUACACGCUGUACGGGCCUGGCUUUGAGUGCGUUUAUGGGGAAGCGGACCAGGGCGUGGUGCAGCGCUGUGUCCGCGACAUCUUCGCCCACAUCGCCGGACACUCAGAGCGCACCUACGCCGUCAAUGUUGGCUUCGUCGAGAUCUGUGAGGGCGAGGUCUGUGACCUGCUGGACAUGGGGAACGUCCAUUGCCAGAGUGUGGAGGAAGUGUUCCGCUGGCUGCAGAUUGGCCUGGCCACCAGGCAGCCGAAGUCGGCCCACAGCCUAUUCACGCUCACGCUUGAGCAGCAGUGGGUGUCCAAGGAGGGACUCAUCCAGCACCGCUUGUCCACCGCCAGCUUCUCGGAUCUGUGCGCCACCGAGCGCUGGGGCGAGCCGCCGCCCGGCAAUCCGCGUGAUGCCGGUCUCCAGAUGUUGGAGCUGGUGGUCAACACACUCACCGAUCCCAGCAUCAUGUACGGAGUGAACGGCAACAUUCCAUAUGGCCAGACCACCCUCACGACCCUGCUCAAGGACUCGUUCGGGGGCCGGGCCCAGACCCUGGUGAUUUUGUGCGUCUCGCCGCAGGAACAGCACGUGGCGGAGACCCUGGGCAACCUGCAGUUCGCCUUCAAGGUCCAGUGCGUACGGAACUAUGUCAUUAUGAACACAUACUCCGACGACAAUACGCCGAUCUCUCCAGAAACAAUGCCCAACGGCUCUUCCAAUCCCGGUGCUGGACCCUUGGCCCAGGUAGCAGCCGGAGAUAACUUCGGGCUCCAAUUCGCGGCGAGUCAGUGGUUCAAGCUUGUGUCCAACGCAGAGGGACUGUUUGCCAAAUUGAUGGCCUCCAACCUGAUCAGUGAACUGGAGAAGGAGCAGAUCGAGGAGUGGCUCUUUCUCAAGCAGGAGUGCGAGGAGUGCCUCAGCUCGACCGAGGCCAUGCGCUCUCAAAAGCAGCUGGUGCCCAUUCAGGAAGCUGAGGAGCCCGAGGAGUCGGUCAGCGAGCCCCCGAACUCCGACAAUGACACGGACAAUGAGUCGCAGCGUCCCGAUCUGGCCGACAAGCUGGAGAGCCUAAUGGAGGAGUUCCGCGCCAAGACCGAUGCCCUCAUUCAGAGCAAGCAUGCCGAGUUCCUCACAAAGCAUCCCAAGGCAGUCAUGCAGAGCCAGGAGCGGGAUAAAGAAAGCAAGCUGGAUGCUCCGCCCGAGAAAGAUAAGGAGAAGAUUGAGGAACGAAAAACCAGCAUUGCAGGUCGGCGGCGUAGCAUUCAGCCAGGAGCCAGUCUCAGCACUGCGGAGCUAGCUCUGCUCAAUCGCGUGGCCUUGCAGCAGCCAACGGCUCAGCCGCCGCCUCCAGUUUUGGACCCUGAAUCGAGUAUCGAUCCCCUGGAGAGCUCCGCAGGCGAAGGGCUGCGGCAGGCGGCCAUUGCCGCCGCUGCCGCCAAUGCGCCCAUCGAGCAGCUGCAGAAGAAACUGCGAAAGCUGCACGCUGAGAUCGAGGGACGGCAGCGGCAGCUGAAGGAGAUCGAGCAGACGAUGCAGGUGAAGCAGAACAUCAUCAGUGAACUGGUGAAGAACAGCGACACGCGCAGCCAUGCCAAGCAGCGGUUUCAGAAGAAGAAGGCCAAGCUGGAGGCCGAGUGCGAUAAGGCCAAGAAGCAUCUGGCCAAGGCCCUCAUCCAGGGCAGGGAAAAGGGGGAGACCGAGCGCUGGUCAGCGAUCAUAGCCCACAUCGAGCAUCGGCUGGAAGACCUCAGCUCCAUGAAGCACAUUGCCGGCGAGAGUGGCCAAAAGCUGAAGAAGCUGCAGCAGUCCAUGGCCGAGUCGCGCAAGCAGCAGGAAGAGCUGGAAAAGAAGAUCCGAAAGGAGAGCAAGCUGCGCGAUCAGCUCGAGACGGAGCUCGCCAAACUGAAGGAGUCACGCGACGGCGCCAGCGGCGGCAAGGAACUGGUGAAGCUAGACUCUCCGGAGCAGCAGGGCAGACAGCUGAAGGCAGUCCAGGCCCGGAUCACUCACCUGAAUCACAUUCUCCGCGAGAAGUCGGACAACCUGGAGGAGUGUGCGGGCGGAGAGGGCCCGGCACCGGCCCAGCAGGAGAGCCUACGCCACGAGAUCCGCAAUCUGAGGGGCACCAGAGAUUUGCUGCUGGACGAGCGCUGUCACUUGGACCGGAAGCUGAAACGGGACAAGAUGCUGACUCAGCGCGAGGAGCGCAAGCUGCUCGAGUGCGACGAGGCCAUUGAGGCCAUCGAUGCUGCAAUCGAGUUCAAGAACGAGCUCAUCUGCGGCCACAAGUCGAUCGACACCAGUGACCGGCUGCAGCGGGAGAAAGGCGAGCAGAUGCUGAUGGCGCGCCUCAACAAGCUCUCACCGGAGGAGAUGCGCACGCUGCUGUACAAGUACUUCAACAAAGUCAUCGACCUGCGCGACUCCUCCCGAAAGCUGGAGCUGCAGCUGGUGCAGCUGGAGCGUGAACGGGACGCCUGGGAGUGGAAGGAGCGCGUCCUCUCCAAUGCAGUCCGCCAGGCCCGGCUCGAGGGCGAGCGCAACGCGGUCCUGCUCCAGCGGCAGCACGAGAUGAAGCUCACUCUGAUGCUGCGCCACCUGGCCGAGGAGACCUCGGCCAGUUCAGCCAGCUAUGGUGAGCGUGCCCUGGCCCCCGGCCAUCAGACGAGCAGCGGCGACUUCGACUAUGAGCUGGACUUCUACAAGGCGGCCGCCACCACCACCACCACGACCAACCACAAGGCUCUGGUCAAGCCACCCAAGUCCACGCCCAGCGGGGCCGCUUUGGAGAAGUACAAGGACAAGGAGCAAAGAGGGGCUGGGCGGAAUAUCUUUGCCAAGUUCCAGGUGCUCACACGGUACGCUUCCUCGGCAGCGUCAGCGGCGGCGGCCGGCUCUUGCAGUUCAACGGUGGACGAAUCGACGGCACUGAUUGAGUCAACUACCACCGCGACGGCAACGACGACGACCACAACAACCACCACGACCACGGGUGGCAAGAGCAAGGAAAGAGGCCUGCCCAACAUACGGCAGGAUCAGCUGAAGCGCCUGAUGCCAGCGCCAACUGUCACGAAGGUGACGCGGCAGAAGAACAAGAUCAUCAUCCAGGAUGCCAGCAGACGGAACUAGAAGCGAAUUUAAGGGUGUGUGUCAAUGUGACUAACGAUGAAUCUCGUUGCCUAAUAUCUAUAUAUAUAUAUAUAUAUUUCGAUGCUUUCCUGUAAUACUCAACUAAUGUAAUGUAAUCUCAGAGUCGGAUACGAGGACAGAGUGUCCUCCGGCUAUGUACUGAACAAGUUACGUCCACAGUCAUGACACAAAAUAGACUUGACAUGGUUCUCAGCACUGGACCGCAUUUAUUAUAUACAUGAACACCAUAUACUCACAUAUAGCUAGCUAUCCUCAAGAGAUCUAGAUCUAGAACUGAAAAGACUCGAUCUGCUACUUAAAAUACUCGCAAGACAAACCACCAGGAGGAGACCGGUAGACAGCAGACAGCAAAUCUGACUUAAAUUGUUGAACUAAGAACCACCUCGUUUUGAAUUUCCUGUACAUAGGCGAAGCAAUGCUAUUUUUAUUACUCAUUUAAUUGAUUUUGACCCAGCUUAUGAUUUUAUUAUGUUUAAGUCUACGUUUAAGCACUUUUGUGUCUUCCCCCAACUCUGAUUGACUUUUGUUGGAACCCGAAAUACUAAGCCCAAGUGUGAAUCCCAAGCAUUUAGCCUGUACCAUUUACUAUCCUAUAUGAUAAUACUAAGAACUAAUACAAAUAAGGUGUCCCUACGAUAAUAUCUAUUUAAAUCUGUAAGAAAAUCGUACCUUUUUGGUUGUGUUUAA
Messenger RNA from Drosophila pseudoobscura, 4556 nucleotides. It is a transcript of the gene cos, whose product is annotated as kinesin-like protein costa. Gene Ontology annotation, molecular function: plus-end-directed microtubule motor activity; microtubule binding; ATP binding. The transcript is spliced from 4 exons. Gene Ontology annotation, cellular component: mitotic spindle; spindle microtubule. Gene Ontology annotation, biological process: mitotic spindle assembly; microtubule-based movement; spindle elongation. NCBI's taxonomy places the organism in Eukaryota, Metazoa, Arthropoda, Insecta, Diptera, Drosophilidae. The record is from RefSeq and is a predicted model, not a curated record. The coding region runs from base 177 to 3848 and encodes 1223 amino acids.